CCUGAUGAAACACCCAGCAGGAGUUCACAGCGUCAAGGCAGCUGCUGCAGCUCUCGAAGUCCCUCCUUGUCUUCCAUCAGGAGUGCCUCCAGAUCACCCACCAGAUUAAACUCCAAACACAAGACAGACGGUCAAAAGAUGUCUGACACCCCGCAGUCCCCGGCCCCCGAGAGUCCCACCACUUGGCACAACGGGGACCACACCCAGCGAAGCCGCAACGGCAAGGCCGGGAGACUCAACCACACCGAUGGCGAGAAAGGGAACGAUAAGUUCCACAUGCUGACUGCCAGCUCUGCAAGCGUCCAGUCAUCUCUGCUGAGAGAGCACAAGAUCCACAGCGCCCCUAUCAGGAACCAGAUGGGAAAGAUGUGUGUUGCAGAAGAUACUGGGAGUGUCGAUGGCAGGGGCACAGCUAUAGGGAGCUCUCUGAGCAAGGCGUCAGGGAGGAGAGGAGGCCAGAGAGGUCAGAAUAAGAGCUCCCACUCCCCUGCUCACAGCAGUGAUUCGACCCACUCCCAGCACAACCAUACUUACAGAGGGAGGAGCUCUCGUCACCACAGAAAGGGAAAAGGUGGCCACUCUUCCAAGAGACACCACCAAUCCAGUCGGGGUCAGGCACGCCACCGGAGCACAUCAGCGUCUCCAGGGCACACGUCAGCCAACAAAGUUGGGAGCAAGGCAAACCUCCGACAGCGCAGCAGCUCCUGGAGCAGCGGGCGUUCAUCCUCGCCUUCUGCUUCCAAAGACAGAGGACCCAGCAAGGCCAAGUCCCCGCACAAUAGGCAAAACGCCUCCAGGGACAGGGAGAGUGCCAACCGCUCUGACACCGACAGCCGAGCUCGCCGCCGUUCACGCAGCUACUCACCUAUCCGCAAAAGAAGAAGAGAUUCACCCAGCUUCAUGGAGGCUCGCAGGAUCACCAGUGCUCGGAAGCGGCCGAUCCCAUAUUACCGGCCCAGUCCUUCAUCUUCCAGCUACGACAGCAGCCCGUCACGAUCCAGCCGCAGCUACAGCAGCUACAGCCGCAGCAGAAGUCACAGCAGGAGCCACAGCAGGAGCCGGAGCCAGAGCUGGAGCCGCAGCCACAGCUGGAGUCGCAGCCAAAGCCGGAGCUGGAGUCGCAGCAGGAGCCGCUCCCGCAGCCACCACAGUUAUUACAGCCGCAGCAGCUAUGACAGCCCGGGGUUCUGAUGGCAACCAGCAGAACGAGAAUGAAAAAAGGAAAGAAAAAAAAAACAGGAACAAAAGAAGGAGAAGUGCUGUUAAACCUGCUGCACUCCGGUAGAUUCAUUACGUAUCCUUAGCAAGUCCUCAGCAGAAGCCGCACAGCUGUACAGACCGGGAUCCAAACUCCUUCACCAUGGACCAUUCUAUCUCUAACACAGAGCCUGGAUCAAAGAGAGGAAAAUGUAUUUUGAUAUAGCACAAUACCAUGAUAUUGGCAGUCACUGUUCAUGUCUUCUCACACAUUCAAGGAAAGGUUUUUUCUUUUUUACAUGUCUAAAAUGAAUUGGCUGAGCCCAAAGAACAAAUGUAUGUUAGCACUUUCCUUCUCAUCUUCCACACAGCUACCAAAAAUACAUUCAAUAACAGUUAACAACAAUUAUAAGUAUAUAUAUAUAUAGAGAUAUAUAUCAAAUAUAUCCUGAAAAGAGGGGCUGAGUAGAAGACGAAAAGAAGGCAGACACAUCGAAAUCACACAGCUUACUGUACAUUUCAGAGAAUCACUUUUUCUCUCAUCAGCCCCAAAGACUUCCGGUUCACACAGAUCAACAAAAAGAGAACAAAAGAGAAGUCAGUAUUUAUUCAAUCAGGAAAAGAAAUAAAAAUAACUUUUUUUUUGUUUUUUUAGGAGAAAACUGUAUUGCAUAGAUUUGUCUGUACAGAUGUAAACUCUCUUAAGUUUGGCUUUGUAAACUAUGCACUGUAUAUUCCAUAUAGUUUGAAUAGGUAUGUUCAGCAUGAUGCAUCAGGGGGCCUGAUGGAAAUGAGAUGUGCCAGCAGGGUGAAUCUGCCCUGCCCCUUCCCCCUGACCUUUGCAAACAGAGGUGAAUGAAACGGGGGGGGGCUGUAUGUGUUACAUACUUUUACUCUCUUCCCUGUUUAAGUAAUUACGUUUGUUAUGCUAAUCCUGUGCGAGACUGUGUGAGUGUGUGUAUGUGUGUGAGUUUGAACCUCCUUUGCAAAGAUCAAUGAGGUAAUGAUUUACAUGAGCUGCUGUAUGGUACCGUACUGCAAAAAGUCUCCAUGCACAUUUGUGAGUUGAUCUCAGCUAUUUAUGAAACUCGCUGUAUUUAUUCAUUUAUUUAUUAGGUUAUUUAUUGUUUAAUAUAUUUAUCAUUUUGCUGUGAAGCAGUUGGAUCAUGGUUUGGAGAUGGGUUUGCUGCAGAUGUGAGAAAAGUACUGUAAAGCUCCAAGUUAUGAUACAGAAUCGGUUUCUUGUUAUCAGAUCAACAAGCAGUGCACAGAUUCACUGCUAUGUGUUUAAGGAGCUCUGAUUUUUGAGUCGGUUGAACUGAGCAUUCACCCACAGUUACUCCCACGACUGCCAUUAUCGCGUCCCCAGCCGAUAUAAUGACUCAUGGUAACGCGGGGCUGCUGUGGCUCUGUCUGUGCCGAGGGAGGAAGAUGACUCGGCCUGAAGCAGCCUGAAGAAUCAAUUACUCUGCUCUACUGUACAUUUCCAGUCACUCCAUAUUUCAGUCCCUUGUAUAAUUGACCAUACAAUUCUAGCAGAGGUCUCCCCAGUUGCUGGCUACAAAAGAUAAUGAGCGAUGGCUUGGCAGGCACGGCAGCAGGCUGUGUCUGCACCUCCAUGAGGGUGGUUAACAAACAGGUGAUACAAUCAGGGAUCAGCCUAAGUCUUCCUUACCAUUCACCAGGUCUCAUGACAUGCAUUUCCAGUGUAACCACACUUAUCCCAGCUGUGAUGCUCUGCAGCCUGACCAUUUAUUCCAAGUAUAACAUCGCCCCUUUGAUUCUACAAAUCAUUCUUUGUAUUGUACAAGUUAUUAUACCUGACAAUAAACAGAAACAAAU
Molecule: messenger RNA, 3039 nt
Organism: Pundamilia nyererei
Lineage: Eukaryota; Metazoa; Chordata; Actinopteri; Cichliformes; Cichlidae
Product: serine/arginine repetitive matrix protein 3-like
Exons: 6
Coding region: 139-1191 (350 amino acids)
Molecular function (GO): mRNA binding
Source: RefSeq, a predicted model, not a curated record